Protobothrops mucrosquamatus (brown spotted pit viper) is the source of this 2210-nucleotide messenger RNA. It is a transcript of the gene FERMT3, whose product is annotated as fermitin family member 3. The record is from RefSeq and is a predicted model, not a curated record. The transcript has 14 exons. Gene Ontology annotation, molecular function: integrin binding. Gene Ontology annotation, biological process: integrin activation; cell-matrix adhesion; platelet aggregation. Lineage: Eukaryota; Metazoa; Chordata; Lepidosauria; Squamata; Viperidae. The coding region runs from base 1 to 1989 and encodes 662 amino acids. Gene Ontology annotation, cellular component: cell-substrate junction.
AUGGCUGGCAUAAAAACAGCGAGCGGAGAGUAUAUCGACGAUUCCUGGGAACUCAGUAUCUUCGUGGAGGACCUGGGACCCGAGGCGGACCCCAUCAAACUCCGAGUCACCGGGAACCUGCACAUCGGAGGCAUCAUGUUACUGAUUGCGGACAAAUUAAAACUUCAGAGGGACUGGUCGGAUCACGCCUUGUGGUGGGAGCAGAAGAAACUUUGGCUCCUGAAGACCAACUGGAGCCUGGAUAAAUACGGGAUCCUGGCCGAUGCCAAGCUCCAUUUUACACCCCAGCACAAACCGGUGAUGCUUUUCCUGCCCAACCGCUGCCAGGUCCGGGUCCGGGCCAACUUUGCCCAGCCUGUUUUCCGCACCGUCUGUGAUAUCUGCAGGCUACUCGCCAUCCGUCACCCGGAAGAGCUGUCCCUGCUGCGUGCGCCGGAGGAGAAGGACAAGCGGAAGCAGAAGGAGAAAGAGGAGACCGCCGGCCGGAGCUACGACCUGUCCAGCGUCCGGCUGCCAGCAAUUGUCGGCCAUUCGGCUCGGAAACACCACCUCGUAGAUGGCGACUGUCGACGCAAUUUAAGAGAAUCUAAUUUUUGCUUUCUUGCUAAAUCCCAUCCUUUGCUCAAUUGCAAUUCCCCGCUGCAACUUGAGAAGCGUGAAAUUGAUUUUGCUCUCUGCUCCGUUGCCCAGGCUCCCCCGUUAAACGCUGGGUGGCUGGACUCAUCCCGCACUUUGCUACAACAAGAAGUAAAAGAACAGGAUUGUUUAUGGCUGCGCUUCAAGUAUUACAGCUUUUUUGAUCUGGAGCCAAAGUACGACGCUGUCAGGAUCAAUCAGCUGUACGAACAGGCCCGCUGGUCUGUGCUCUUGGAAGAGACCGACUGCACGGAGGAAGAGAUGAUUGUCUUUGCUGCCUUGCAGUAUCGCAUCAACCAGCUGUCCUUGAGCGCCAGCCCCGUGGAGCAGUCCAGCGAGUCCGGCCUUGAUGACUUGGACAAGGCUUUAGCUAACUUGGAGAUCAAACUGGAAGGCCCGGCUCCGAGUGUUUUGGACAGUCUCACAGCCAUCCCAGAACUGAGGGAUCACCUCCGAAUCUUCAGGCCCCGCAAGCUGACUCUGAAAGGUUAUAAGCAGUACUGGGUGAUCUUCAAAGAAACGACCAUCUCGUAUUUCAAGAGCCCAGAAGAUGCGUUGGGAGAACCUGUUCAACAGCUCAACCUGAAAGGCUGCGAAGUGGUGCCGGAUGUCAACAUGUCUGGCCAGAAAUUCUGCAUCAAGUUGCUGGUCCCUUCUCCUGAUGGGAUGAGCGAAGUACACCUGAGAUGCGUGGACGAGCAGCAAUACGCCAGUUGGAUGGCCGGCUGCCGUUUGGCAGCGAAGGGGAAGACCAUGGCGGACGCCUCCUACCAAGCCGAAAAGGAGAACAUUCUCUCCUUCCUGAAGCUGCAGAAGACCAAUCCGGAGAUGUCCCUGGCUACCGAGACGGAGGGGACCCAGUGGCUGGUGUCUCCUCGCUACCAGAAGAAGUUCAAACCUAAGCAGUUAACUCCCCGCAUCCUUGAGGCCUACCAGAACGUGUCUCCGCUCUCUCUGGCUGAAGUCAAGAUGAAAUUCAUCCAGGCUUGGCAAUCCCUCCCUGAUUUUGGCAUCUCCUACUUCGUGGUCAGGUUCAAAGGCAGCAGGAAAGACGAAAUUCUGGGGAUCGCCAACAACCGCCUGAUCCGGAUUGACCUGGCCGUCGGCGACGUGGUGAAGACAUGGCGGUACAGCAACAUGCGUCAGUGGAACGUCAACUGGGACAUCCGGCAGGUGGCCAUCGAAUUUGAUGAGCACAUCAACGUGGCUUUUAGCUGCAUCUCCGCCGGCUGCAAGACAGUCCACGAAUACAUCGGGGGUUACAUCUUCCUGUCCACCCGGACAGCUGACCGAAGCCAGACGCUGAACGAAGAGCUCUUCCACAAGUUGACGGGGGGCCACGAAGCCCUCUGAUGUUUCUCCUACCCAAAGCCUUCCCCCCUCCAAGGAGCAGCUGAUCUCCAGAAUAUGCUACGGGGAUGGGGGGCAUUGAAGGUCCUUACUGGAGUCCAGGCAUCCAUAAAGACUUGGAGAGCAGUUAGGAAAACGAUGGAGAGAACGUUCCCCAGAUAAGAGAAACCUUUCUCAAAAGAUUUGAAGGCUGCAUUAACUAUGGUUUGUUGGUGGGUUUUGUG